This is a messenger RNA of Closterium sp. Yama58-4, 1437 nucleotides long. The record is from the annotation of a GenBank genome assembly. Lineage: Eukaryota; Viridiplantae; Streptophyta; Zygnematophyceae; Desmidiales; Closteriaceae.
AUGGAGGAGUUAGUAAUGGGUAUUGAGGCAGUGCAGCUCUCGGUCGAGAAUGAUGAACUAGAGCAGGGGCAGGGUACGGACAUGAGGCAGGGGAGUCCGAAUGUCGUAGGCGAAUCGGAGGAGGUGCAGAGAGCGGAACGUGAGAAUAGGGUGGUGUAUCAGAGGCGGGAGGCAAGAACAAAGACGAAGUAUGAUCAGGGGCGGGAAGCACGCGAGGGGGAAGAGGCGAAUCAGAGGGUGGAACAGAAGCGGGUGAGACUCGAGGACCAGGAGCGAGAGGUGAGUUCGAUGGAGGGGGAGAGGGAGAGGGAGGAAGAAAAUGUGAGGGAGAAAGAGAGGAAGGUCGAGCGCGAAAAGGAGGACUUGCGGCAGAGGGAAGAAGACGAGAGGAAGAGCGAGGAGGCGAGGAAGGUGGAGCGCGAAAAGGAGGAAAAGCGGCAGAGGGAGGAGGAAGAGCGGAAGAGGGAGGAGAAAAAGGCUGAGCGCGAACAGGAGGAAAAGCGGCAGCUGGUGGAGGAAGAGCGGAAGAGGGAGGAGGAGAAAAAGGCUGAGCGCGAACAGGAGGAAAAGCGGCAGAGGGAGGAGGAAGAGCGGAAGAGGGAGGAGGAAAAGGCUGAGCGCGAACGGGAGGAAAAGCGGCAGAGGGAGGUGGAAGAGCGGAAGAGGGAGGAGAAAAAGGCUGAGCCCGAACAGGAGGAAAAGCGGCAGAGGGAGGAGGAAGAGCGGAAGAGGGAGGAGGAGAAAAAGGCUGAGCACGAACAGGAGGAAAAGCGGCAGAGGGAGGUGGAAGAGCGGAAGAAGGAGGAGGAGAAAAAGGCUGAGCGCGAACGGGAGGAAACGCGGCAGAGGGAGGUGGAAGAGCGGAAGAGGGAGGAGAAAAAGGCUGAGCGCGAACAGGAGGAAAAGCGGCAGAGGGAGGAGGAAGAGCGGAAGAGGGAGGAGGAGAAAAGGGCUGAGCGCGAACUGGAGGAAAAGCGGCAGAGGGAGGAGGAAGAGCGGAAGAGGGAGGAGGAGAAAAAGGCUGAGCGCGAACGGGAGGAAAAGCGGCAGAGGGAGGUGAAAGAGCGGAAGAGGGAGGAAGAGAAGGCUGAGCGCGAAAAGGAGGAGAAAUGGCAGGAGGAUGAGCGGAAGAGGGAGGAAGAGACCAAGCUGGAGCAUGAAAAGGAGGAGAAACGGCAGAGGGAGGAUGAAGAACGGAAGAGGGAGGAGAAGGCAGAGCACGAACAGGAGGAGAAGCGGCAGAGGGAGGAGGAAGAGCGACAUAGGGAGGAGAAGGCUGAGCGCGAAGAGGAGGAGAAACGGCAGAGGGAGGAUGAGCGGAAGAGGGAGGAUGAGCGGAAGAGGGAGGAAGCGACGAAGAUGGAGCGCGAAAAGGAGGAGAAGCGGCAGAGGGAGGAUGAAGAACGGAAGAGGGAAGACAAAGCAGAGCGCGAAUAG